Vicia villosa (hairy vetch) is the source of this 1176-nucleotide messenger RNA. RefSeq names its product protein transport protein yos1-like. Gene Ontology annotation, biological process: endoplasmic reticulum to Golgi vesicle-mediated transport. Gene Ontology annotation, cellular component: endoplasmic reticulum membrane; COPII-coated ER to Golgi transport vesicle; Golgi membrane. The record is from RefSeq and is a predicted model, not a curated record. The coding region runs from base 782 to 1027 and encodes 81 amino acids. Lineage: Eukaryota; Viridiplantae; Streptophyta; Magnoliopsida; Fabales; Fabaceae. The transcript has 2 exons.
GUGUAAAAUUGCAAUGUUUUUUGUGCAUGUGAUUUUGGUUUGUUUUAUAUUGGUGUUCUUGUUUGAAGUAAUCUUAGAAUGUUGUAAUUCACUGUUUUUUGAAGACUUGUUGGGAAAAAACUAACUGUAUUGGUGUGUGUUUGAAGUUAAAAUUUUUCAUUUAAUGGAUUGAUUGGUUUGAGAUGUUUGUUCUUUGAUCUGUCUUGCAUGAUUCUACAAGUUGAAAUUUUGUAGACUGUUAUUCAUUGUUACAAUGAAAAAUUGAUAGGUAAAUAGUAGUGGCUAGUGGUUAAUUUGUUAGGGGUAGAAGGAAUUUGUUAGUAUUAGAGGUGGAUAUAGUGCUAAUUCGCUAUACCGUAGUGGAAUUGGAACAAACCGCUAUUGUUCGAAGAUAUACUGUUGAGUACAGAGUAUUGUUAAAUAGGUUUUAGUGGUUCUAUAGCUUUGAUGUGCAGCAAGAUUUGAAUGAAUUGCUACUUUCUGCAAUCUGUGGUUGACAACACUGUCAUGUGAAAUGAUAUUUUUUUUUUUGCUUGUAUAGUUGGAUUUAGGAUCAGUGAUUUUAUUGAGAAACUUCGAUAUAAAUCUGCAGCUUUUUACUAAGAUUGAAGUUAAUCUGAACUUACUGAGACCCCCUUAUUACCUUUCUUCUUAUUUUGCUAGAUGUUAUUCCUAAUCAGAAGUGUCAUGCAACUUGUUUAAGGUGGUUUUGUUUCAUGGAAAUGGAGUAUGUUGCGUCAUUGUGGCUAAGAAUUCAUGUGCUUUAUUUUUCUAAAAAAAGAUGGGGUUCUGGCUUGUGUUAUGGACUUGGCUAGAAGGGUUUCUUCUCUUUGCAAAUGCAUUGGCAAUUUUAAACGAGGACCGGUUCCUUGCCCGAAGAGGAUGGACAUUGGCAGAAAUGACAGGACCUCAAAGGAAUACUCUUAAAGGACAAGUCAUAGGACUCAUUCACGUUUGUCAAUAUAUGAGACUUCCUCUUAUUUUUUUCAAUAUUCUCGUUAUCACUAAGAAACUGAUCGCCGGAUAACUUGGAUAGCGAGUGAACAUGUAAAUUUUAUGUUUUAUGCUCCGACUCGGCUACAGUUUACAACGCUGUGAAAACUCUACUGAGGUAUGUAUAAUUAUCAGAAUUUAUCAGUUCGGGGUUGUAUUGUAUCUGUAUUGAAAUUAUCUUCA